Molecule: messenger RNA, 1060 nt
Organism: Microsporum canis CBS 113480
Lineage: Eukaryota; Fungi; Ascomycota; Eurotiomycetes; Onygenales; Arthrodermataceae
Product: TOXD
Exons: 2
Coding region: 41-1060 (339 amino acids)
Molecular function (GO): oxidoreductase activity, acting on NAD(P)H
Source: RefSeq, a predicted model, not a curated record
AAACUCUGUGGGAGGAAAUUUUGAAGGCUCUGAGGUCACUAUGGGGACAUCCAGGAAGGUUAUCGCAGUACUUGGCCCAGGCCGGGCGGAGCUUGUUGAUCGGCCACUGCCGAUGGUGAGAGACAGGUUUAUGUUGGUGAAGCCAGUCGCGAUAGCAUUGAAUCCCACAGACUGGAAACAUGUUGACGCUGGCAUGGUGGGAGCCGUCGUGGGCUGUGACUAUGCCGGCACCGUGGAAGCCAUAGGCAAGGGCGUCAGGAAGAAGUUCAGGAAAGGUGAUAGGGUCUACGGCGUCGUUCAUGGCUGCAACAGACAGGAACCAGACGACGGGGCGUUUGGCAACUACAUCCUUGUCAAAGCAGACGUCCAGUCGCAUAUUCCAGACAAUAUAUCCUUUGAGGAGGCCGCCACUCUUGGUGUAGGCAUCAUCACCGUCUGUCAAGGGCUAUAUCUCGGUCUUGGGUUGGAUCUGCCUACAUCCCCCAGCUUCAGAAGGACUCCGGUGCUGGUAUACGGGGGGAGCACGGCGACUGGCUCGUUGGGCAUCCAAUUUGCAAAACUCCUAGGCGCCGUGGCGGCCUUCGACUACCAUGACUUGGACUGUGGCCUCAAGAUCCGUGAAUUUACCGGCAACAAAUUAAAACUGGCCUGGGACACUAUAUCACUCCCUGUCAGUGCCCGCAUAUGCGCUCAUGCCCUUUCCACCAGUCCCGGAGGUCGAUACUUUGCUCUCCUGCCAGAACCCUGUCCUCGAGACGACGUCGAAUCGAGCUAUACGAUGGCCUACUAUAUGUUUGGCGAGAAAGUUCAGAUGUCAGAAAAUGGCCCAGUGAUACCUCCAGAUCACUCUGGUUUUCGAUAUGCAAAGGAGUUCGUCUCCAUGGCAAACCAACUGCUCGCGGACGGCAAGAUCAAAGUACACCCUCAACAGGUAUGCAGCCGCGGGCUUGCCGGCGCAUUAGAUGGCCUUCAAAUGAUGAGAGAUGGUAAAGUAACCAGGUGCAAGCUGGUAUACCGGGUGGCGGAGACUCCCGGCCUAGAACACGCGGAGACGACAUGA